This is a messenger RNA of Dermatophagoides farinae (American house dust mite), 862 nucleotides long. It is a transcript of the gene CIAPIN1, whose product is annotated as cytokine induced apoptosis inhibitor 1. The record is from RefSeq and is a predicted model, not a curated record. Gene Ontology annotation, biological process: iron-sulfur cluster assembly. NCBI's taxonomy places the organism in Eukaryota, Metazoa, Arthropoda, Arachnida, Sarcoptiformes, Pyroglyphidae. Gene Ontology annotation, cellular component: cytoplasm. Gene Ontology annotation, molecular function: iron-sulfur cluster binding.
GAAACGGCCAACGUGACUUGUCAUUUUAUUUGCUCAUCAUCAAUCAAUAUUUAUAAAACUUUUAUCCAAGAUGGACUUUUCAGAUUGUAAAGAAUGUCUAACUGUCCUCUCAUUGGACCAAUCUUUAGAUGAGAAAUUGUUGAAAAAUUCUUAUGUAUCUAAUAUUUGUUGCAAAAGCAAAUUAACAAUUGCCAUAAACGAUCUCCCGUCAGAGAAAGAAGCAUACGACGCCAUAUUCACCAUCGAACAGUCAUUUACUGAUGAACAAUUGAAGCAUUUAUACAAAUUAUUGAAACCUAGAUCCAAAUUUGUAAUCGUAAGAUCUCGUCAGGUUUCCAAUUUGACAUUCCUAAUAAAAUCAAAUGGAUUUGUGGUGGAUAGAAAUGAGCAAGACUUAAUCUUAGCACAUAAACCCGAAUAUGAAAUUGGUUCGGCUGUCGAAAUUGAUACCAAAAAAAUUUGGACAUUGGCAGCGGACGAAAUCACUGAUGGCGACCUGAUCGAUGAUGAUGAAUUGUUGGACGAACAAGACAAAAUGAAACCGAAAGCUGAAGAUUUGCGUGUCUGUGCAACAACAAAACAGAGGAAAGCAUGUGCCAAUUGUUCGUGUGGUUUGAAAGAAGAGCUUGAAAAAAGUGAGAUGGAUAAAAUUCGUUCCAAUAGUCAAAAUCUUAAAUCUUCAUGUGGAAACUGUUAUCUGGGCGAUGCAUUCCGUUGUGAAAGUUGCCCAUAUCGUGGCUUUCCUGCAUUCAAACCAGGCGAAAAAGUAAUUUUAAACAACAUGGAUGAUUUGUAGAAUUCAUGAAAAUCAUUUAUUAAAGAAUACAUUUUUAUUGUAGAAUAAAAACAAACAUGCUUAAAA